AUGCCUCUCUUGAUGACGAACUACAACAGACAAGACAUCUUCGCCUCACUUCAAGCAGAACUGAUCUACAUAAUCAUGCGUCUUAUCAGUGGCGAAGGCAGCACCUCAGAGGACCGCGACUACAAUACUCGUAUGCUGCUAGCCUACGAGGCGCUUUGGAAGCAGUUUAUGAUAAUAACUGAUACACCGUGCAGUGUAGACUCCAAGAGCUCAAAAACAUAG
Colletotrichum orchidophilum is the source of this 222-nucleotide messenger RNA. RefSeq lists its product as uncharacterized. Bases 1 to 222 code for a protein of 73 amino acids. NCBI's taxonomy places the organism in Eukaryota, Fungi, Ascomycota, Sordariomycetes, Glomerellales, Glomerellaceae. The record is from RefSeq and is a predicted model, not a curated record. The transcript has 3 exons.